Messenger RNA from Anarrhichthys ocellatus (wolf-eel), 5144 nucleotides. RefSeq names its product lectin, galactoside-binding-like b (gene lgalslb). Gene Ontology annotation, molecular function: carbohydrate binding. The transcript has 5 exons. NCBI's taxonomy places the organism in Eukaryota, Metazoa, Chordata, Actinopteri, Perciformes, Anarhichadidae. The coding region runs from base 320 to 868 and encodes 182 amino acids. The record is from RefSeq and is a predicted model, not a curated record.
AAUAUAAUUAUAUUAUAAAAUGGAUGUUUUGUUCCCAUAUAUAAUAUUAAUAAGGAGUCCAAAGAGCCGUCUCCAACAGACGGGGAUUAAGCUUUUUAGUCCGUAAUUAUUAUAAAAGCACACGUCAGCAGAUAUCCACCCAUUUUCAGAGAGACGUCCUGUUGGCCGGCUGAGAGAGAGAGAGACCCAGGAACCAGCAGCAGGAGAACAGGAAUAUCCUCCUGAGUCAGCGCCACGACGCGGACACACCACGCUCUCCGGUCCCGGCAGCACUGCCUCUCUGUACCGAUAAUAAGCAUCCUAUGCUCUUCUGCUCAAGAUGGCGGUGCAGGCAGCGGGAAAGGACGGAAUAUCACCAGUGUUGAAGAACGUGGAGGAUGACACCCUGAACGACUCGCUGGGGAACCCCGGCCUCAUCUCACCUGACAAGGAUUUAUCUCGUCUGCUGACGGUGCCGUUCAGCGGGCGCAUCCGGGGCGGCCUGCGGCCAGGAAAGAAGAUCCUAGUGAUGGGCAUUGUCGACCUGGAGCCAGACAGCUUUGACGUGAGCCUGACCUGCGGCAGAGACUCUGAGAAGGAGGGGACUCCUCACGACGUGGCCCUGAAGCUCACCGCCCGCUUCACCGACCGCCAGUUCCUGCGCAGCGCCCGCAUCUCUGGGAAGUGGACGGUGGAGGAGGCGUCCACCGACUACUUUCCCUUCAUCCCCGAUCAGCCUUUUAGGAUUGAGAUGCACUGCGAGCACCUGCGGUUCCGGAUAUUCGUGGACGGACACCAGCUCUUUGACUUUUAUCACAAAGUGAAAUCUUUCUCCUCCAUCGACACAGUACAGAUAAAAGGAGAUCUACAGAUCACCAAGCUCGGUUAACACCGGCCACUCCUCCUGCUCUGCAAGCCGUGUGUGUGAAGCGAGGACAUGACCACACACACAAACCUGUGCACCUGUUACAUCAUCAUCCAUAACCCAUCAUGCAACACUGCAGCAGCAUAACAACUGGAGAAAAAGGCUCCUGCGGUGACAAGUUAGAGUUCUUCUGCUUCGUUUUCAUUCACUUAUACUCGCUCCUUUUCUAUUUACGAUGAUGCUUCUGAGAGAAUGAAUGUUUUUCUCUCUGUAGCCCCAGGUUUUUGUCAGAUCAGGGAUCUCACAGAUUAUUAAUAGCACAUUAAUUUUUCAUGCUGAAUCCUUGAGGGAUGCCGAGGGUAGAGGCAGGCGUGGAGUGCUCUCAAGGAAAUUAUGGAAAGCAGUUACUCAGGAACAAACAUCAGACUCUGAGCAGCUAAUAUGUUGCUUAUGGGUGGCAAUCUCCCAAAUGUGGUGACUGAUUAAAUGUUUCAAUUCUGCAACUCUUCUAAAACCUUUUUAGAUUAACUGGAAAAUGCAUAUUAAUCAAAAAAAUGAGAUGCUGGUCAUAUAAAAUAUCCAAAUCUGGGCCCACAAACAUGAUUUUCAUAUCAGAUAAAACAGUUUCAAAGUAAAAUGUUGCGGGUUGUUUAUGCUUUCAGAUUAGCUGUAUUUAUUGUUUCUUUUAUCCUCUAAAACUGCAAUAUUCUGAUCCCAAUAGAACGCAGUAUUACACUCUGUGCUGAUGUAUCUCCCGACUCCCUCGGCGCUCCCCUGCCCUCCCUUGGGCUUAUCCCAACACGCUGCAGUCUCACCGACCCAAAUCCCCCCAAAAUGAGGAUUACAUCAUGAGUAGAUGUCGUACUGUGCUGUGUGUGUGUGUGUGCGUGUGUGUGCGCGUGUGUGCGCGUGUGUGCGCGUGUGUGUGCGUGUGUGUGCGUGUGUGUGUGUGUGACGGUAGUAUUAGCAAUCACUGACGCCGUUCUCCUGAAGAUACAAAGUCCUGUGUGGCUGAACAGGAAGUAGAAUUAUGUCAGUUUACUCUGGUGGACGAGAGAAGAAACUGCUUUUUAAAAAGAGUUUCAUGCAAACCAUCUGAAUCAAACACUGAACCAAUAUGCAACUAAUUCUUAAAAAGAAACUCUUCAGAACACAUUUAAAAGAAACAAGUCAAAGUGUGCAGGUGUAAAACUAAGCCCUUCAGAUCCUGGUGGUGUAUUGAAUGUAUAGUAUUCAUGUUUCUAUAGUAGCAUAGAAGAUAUAGUAAUGCACAGAAUUAUUACUUCCUGUCACAGUUUUUUGUUGGUAUGGCCGGUGCUGUUUUAGUCUAUUUUACAGUCUUGUGUUUGACGGCUUCUGAAAGUGUUUCCUGAAUCAUUCCACUUUAGUCCUCACUGAGACAGACGGACGCUAAAUACAAAGUCAAAGCAGAAGUUUUCUGCAAAGCAAAACUCUCAGUAUUAAAAGUAUAAUGUCUCUGUUUACACCUCUUAGAGUAUCAGCAUUCACACAUCCAGUAGAACAAAAGGUUAGAAGCUCACUGCAUAUUUAACUUAUGGAUUUAUUAAUGAAUAAUAAAUCAUUUACUAAUGCUUUUUAUAGAUCCGUUCUAAGCCAUUGGUAGGAACAGCUGUUCCCGGUGUGAGAAAUCCUUUUGUUUGUUUUAUAUUUGGUAAUAAUUCAGUUAUAAAUGCUGGUAAACAUCAGUUCUGCAGUUAUACCUGUUGAUGACUUUCUCCCCUUUUUAAGUCUUAAACUGUCUGUGUUCCUGCAUACAAAAAGACAAAAAGGGGAUUUUUCAACCCAGAAGUUGUUUCUAUUAAUGGCUUGUAAUCAUAUGAUCCAUAAAACACAAGUUGAAUGUUUAUUAACCAUGAAUGAAGUCAUUAUUUACAACGUAUUAGAAGGCUAUAGGUUGGAGAAGCUUCGAUCAUCCGUUAAAGUUCAUAUCAAACAGCAAAGUGAACGCGUGCUCUUCAUGCUGCGUUCGUAGAAGAGUAGCGGACCGUUUCACUGGGCUCUUUUUACACCUCAGUUCAGAUCUAAACGAGCUUUCUGCUGCUGUGAAUUUGGAGUAAGCCAUGACAUCUGUGCAGCACAGUUGCACUGACUUCACUGCAGGGCACUCGGCGAUCUUUUGCUCACAUUGAUGAAGCUUCCUUUGUUGUGUGUGUGUGUGUGUGCGCAGCAUUCAGCACAACACAGAGGCUUUCCAUGCAUUUAUACAUCCAUGCACUGAGAUUUUAUUAGCAAUAAAGCCGCUGCUCUGGAGCCGAGCUUGUUUUCUCCCUCAGCUCCUCGUCUGUCGCUCUGAGCGCUGGUUUAUUUUGGGACACAAACAGGAAGUGAGUAGAGUUUGGUCUGAGAGGUGCAGUUAAGAAAGUAAAGUGAGCGACGCAGCUUCUAACUCCAGUGUUGCCACAAAGCAAACGUGUACAAAUAAUAUGUAAUAAUGUGGACCGGCUGUGUUUUCUUUUGUAUACUGUUUUUGUGUUUUUUAUAUUAAAUGAUGACCAUCCAUUUGUAAAGCUACCUUUUAAUAAUGUUAAUAUACACCAUGUAAGAGAGUAUGACCAUAACUCAGCAGUGUGUUUCAUGGACGUGUUAAAGAUUAGAGCUGCAACGAUUAAUCGAUUAGUUGUCAACAAUUAAAUUAACCGCAGACUAUUUGGAUAAUUGGUUUGGGUCAUUUUUUAAUGGAAAAAAAAAUAAAUUUGUUUGAUUUCAGCUUCUUAAAUGCAAAUAUGUUCUGGUUUCUUUACUCUAUGAAAAUAAACUGAACGUCUGCGACUUAUGUCCCAAAAAGAGGACGUCAUCUUGGAAUUUGGGAAACACUGAUUCACCAUUUUCUGACAUUUGAUAAACCAAACAGCUGAUCGAUUAAUCGAGAAAAUAAUCGUUAGCUGCAGCCCUGAGUUAAAGUUUUUAGCUCCUCAGCUUGGAUUUAUGGGGGAAGGAGAUGAACAAUUCAAGACUGGUGUGUGUGUGUGUGUGUGUGUGUGUGUGUGUGUGUGUGAGAGAGAGAGCUGAGCUAGGAGUGUGUUUUGUUAAACUAUCCAUCGGCAGACCGUUUUCCUGCUGUGUGUCAGUAUUUUUCUGCACAGUUUGUUGCAGCUACAUGAUGAACUGGAUGUGGUACUGCAGUACUUAAGAAAAAGGUGUUGGUGUCCGCUGAAGCGACUCAUAACUGCUUAGUGUUUCCUUAAAAUCAAAGUUUUCGGUACGUGUGCUUAGAAAACCUGAUCUCCUAAUGAUCCCAAGUCCGUUGAAGAUACGUGGAAACAAUUCUUGCCUCUAAACUAUUAUUUGAAUUGUUCUUUAACCCUUUAAAACUGAAUGUUAUUCUCACCCUGAUUGUAAUCUGAUUAUAAAUAAUUACCCAGGUGGAAAUACUGUUCAUAUAUAAUAUAUGAAAGCGGCCCCCCCCGUUGCCGUCCUCAGUUAAAAAUGGAGGGCGUCAAAGCGUUUGUGACCUGUGUGUUGACCUGCUUCUGGACUUUGGAUGUACAUUUUUAUAAACGAGGCCUCGCAGGCUUCGUUUUUACAACGAGGAAUACAAAGCUGAGUUACGAGCAUUGAGUUGUGCAUGUAAGCUUGUACCUGGCGUUAUUCACACCUCAUCGACUGAGCUGUUACAAUGCCAGUUUUCAUUCCAGUCGAGCAUGCUCUUUUUAUUUUUCUAUCCGUGUGUUUUUAAGGGCAGAUUUUCCUUUUGACCCGUUUACCUUUUAAUAACCUAUUUAUGAAGAUUCUUUGAACACCUAAAGUAUCUAAGCUUUUUAACGCCACUUCCUAAAAAGUGCUAAAACCUACAUGACAUGUUAUGAGAACAUCGUUGAUGUCCUCUGAGUAGAAGUAAUGUGUUGUGUGGUUUCUGUUUUUUACGGUGUAAUAACCAGCAGGGUUGUGUGUGUGGUGACGUCAUGCCUACUGUAUUUGGUAACAUACUAUUUUAUGCUGUUUAUAUGAAGGCAUCUUGAAAAAGGGAUUUUUUUUUAUGAUGAAAGUAACUGAGGUCAAAUAUUACAUAUUGAACAAAGAUUCCUCUCUUUGAAUCGUAAUUUAACUCAUUUUGACUUGUGUUUUUUUGUUUUUUUUUAUCUGGGAUGUACCAAGUCUGAGGCUCACGAUGAUGGAAAUCCCCCAAAAUAUCCUGAGCUCACCGUGACUUUGUCUCAACGACGACGUUCACUGGACCGGUGUUUAGUUUGAGACCUCUCCAAAUGUUUUGUUCCUCCUCAUGCUUUUGUAAAAAAAAAACGGCUACUUUGCAAACCAAUAAAAAAAAAAAUUUCUUGUG